Messenger RNA from Acaulospora colombiana, 1494 nucleotides. The record is from the annotation of a GenBank genome assembly. NCBI's taxonomy places the organism in Eukaryota, Fungi, Glomeromycota, Glomeromycetes, Diversisporales, Acaulosporaceae.
AUGACGACGACUAAGUCAGAUUUCCUAAACGGUCAAGGAGAUUAUGCACUCAAUGAAACAGAUACAUCAGAAGAUGGUUUUCUCAGUACUCCGAAUGGCUUUUGCAGACGUUCCAACUCGUCAACAUCUUCCCGCGAGUACGAUUCUGACUCAAACUCCAAAAGUAGCGAUUGGCCUGAAUAUGACUCUGGCUCGACCAGUGAAGUUGAAUCGGAGUACAGUUCAUACAAUGUAAAAAAAACUAGACACCAAGAAAAUCAGCUUAAUUCAAGUUCUAGCUCGGAAAGUGAUUCUGACACUUCACGCGGCUCCAGUACCAUAACAGACGAUUCAUUCAGCACAAUAAUUGGAGAUACAAGUCAAGACGAAGAUGUAAGGACGAACGAAGACGAACAGUACGAUAGUCUCGACGAGUAUUCCUCGUGGAUGCCUGAUGUAUCUUCUGGGCAACCCGGAAUGGGCCAUCGGCUAAGAGCAUUGGUCAUUCCGGAAGGGGGGAGACCAAAGCAUCCCAAAUGUCUGAUAAAAGAUAUGGAAAUUUUGGGUCGAACUGUUGUGAAAAACAAGAAGAGACUUCGAUUUGCGAAGAACAUAGCAUGUCAAUUAAAAAUCAACACUGACCGUCAGGAUAGUGGUGACAAAGGAAUUGAUGGUGAUGUUUUGUUGCGCUCUCGAUCGAAUUCAGAUCAAAAUCAUAAAUCAAGAAUAAUCGCAAAAAAAAGGUUGAGAAACGCAUUGACAUUUGUUCCUCUCACAUCAGAAAAGCGGCAUUCAACCGCAACUGAACUUCACAAAUUGUUUUACGAAAAUUAUCCAAUAUCCAAGGUUAACUUUGAUGAUAUUUUCAAACCUGAAGAUUGGGGUAGAAAUGAAUCCACUAGCAGAAACGUUAUCGUGAUGCAUGACACAAAUACAGAACUAUCAGAAAAAUCUUUCAAUCAAAUCAAGAAUAGUAAUGGUAUUAUUCCCAGAAAGAUUGUCGUGGUCAACAAAAGCCCUUUAUCCUCGGGAAAGAAUUCGAUUAAUUUAAACAGACACGGUUCGUCAUUGAGCAAGAGUUCGACUAUGACCAAUGGAAAUAAAGCCAUUUCAAACGAAUUAAACGUUAAGGUUAUUACAAAUAAUAAUGUUACACCAACUAAAAGUCCUUCGACAACAUCCAUGAGCACUAUUUGUAGUAAACGUCCCGCUUCUCCGACAUGCAAGGAACUUUCUUCAUCCGACGAAAGUUUACCAUCACCGACUCGGAAGAUAACGACCCCGAACAGAAAUUUAUCUUUACGCGAAAUUGUUGACUACGCGCCCAAGAUCGUCACGACACCUAACAAGAGUGUUGGAACGGUGGAUCAUGAUGAAGAUUUUAACAUUGUUUCGUUGUUGCCCAGAAAUCUUAUUCCUUGCAUCAAUUUCGGAACGUUGGCGUUUCGAGAGGGGACCAUAGAUCCUAAAAGAGGUCAGGUAAAACGCGGUCGGGUAUUUUCGGUAGUAAAGUGA